This is a messenger RNA of Lolium rigidum, 3770 nucleotides long. RefSeq names its product pentatricopeptide repeat-containing protein At5g52850, chloroplastic-like. NCBI's taxonomy places the organism in Eukaryota, Viridiplantae, Streptophyta, Magnoliopsida, Poales, Poaceae. The transcript has 3 exons. Gene Ontology annotation, molecular function: protein binding; RNA binding. Gene Ontology annotation, biological process: RNA modification. The coding region runs from base 1 to 2259 and encodes 752 amino acids. The record is from RefSeq and is a predicted model, not a curated record.
AUGAACUCUUCAGCAUAUAUCUGGAAGAAUAGAUUCAAAAAAGUGAAUGAAUUCAGCAUAUAUCUGACAGAAAGAACUUGCAUCCAGUUGAGCGGCAGCCAAAACAAAGGAAUGCCGGCAUGCCUGUCGCGCCACCGCCGCCUCCUCGCACCAGUACCACGCCAAGUUACCCAACGCCGCGCGGCGGCUUCGUGGGCGGCGGCCGUAGCCGACCACGCGCGCUCUGGACGCCACGCCGCCGCGCUCACCGUCUUCCGGCGUGUCCUCGCCGCCCACCCGGCCGCGGCCGCCGACGAGCUCGCCUACUCCGCGCUCCUCCGCUGCCGCGACGACCGCCUGGCCUACCAGAUACACGCGCAAGCAUGCCGCCGCGGCCUCGCCGCCUCCAACCCCGUCCUCGCCUGCUCCCUGCUCGCCUUCUACUCCUCGGCGCGGUCGGACCACCGGGCCGCCGCCAAGCUGUUCGGCGAAAUGACCCGCAGGGACGCCGUCUCCUACACCGCCAUGAUGUCGGCCUUCCUCCGCGCCGGGGAAUGGGCCCGGGCUCUCGCGCUCUACCCUCGCAUGCUCGCUGCCGCUGUACUGCCCACCGAGCGCACCUUUGCCAUCCUGCUGGCUCUCUGUGCCUCCCGGCGGCUGCGCCGCCAUGGGAGGCAGCUCCACGCGCAGCUCCUUCGUUGGGGGGCGGACCUGAACCUGGUGCUCAAGACCGCGCUUGUCCACAUGUACUCCUGCUGCGGCUUUAUGGGCUGUGCCCACGCCGUGCUCCGCUCCACGCCUGAAACCGACGUCGUGCUCUGGACGGCCAUGAUUGCCGGCUACUCGCGGACUGGAGACCUUCAGUCCGCUCUGCGGAUGUUUCGUCACAUGGAACUCGCCGCGGUGCCGCCCAAUGCCUUCACCUUCGCGGGCAUCAUCACCGCCUGCUCUUCCUCCGGCCAUCCUCAGGAGGGUUUCCAUGCAGGACGGCAACUCCAUGCCCGUGUAUUCAAGUUUGCUCUGGAGCACGACGUCUCUGUCUGCAAUGCGCUCGUCGACUUCUACAGCAAGUCAUCCGCCCGUUUACUCGACUUGGUCCAUGCGUUCAAUGCUGCUGACAGGCCGAAUGUGGUGUCCUGGACCGCCUUCAUCUCUGGACUUGCACGCCAUGGCAGAGACGAGGACGCGUUUGCAGCAUUCACCGAGAUGCGGGCUAGUGGGGUGCAACCCAACUCAUUCACCGUCUCCACCCUUCUCAAGGGCUGCAGCUCCUCAGAGUCUUUCAUACAUGCUGCGAAAAUCCAUGCUUAUGUGCUCAAGACCAGCUUCGAGUCUUUGGAUGUGGCUGUUGGGAACUCGCUGGUUGAUCUUUACUCCAGGUUUGCAAGAAUGGAUGAAGCAUGGGCAGUGGCGACAACAAUGGCAUUUGUAAGGGACAGCUUCACAUACACAAGCCUAGCCAAGGGGCUGAAUCAGGCCGGUCUUCCAAACAGGGCCCUUGAGAUGAUAGUCCACAUGUUUCAGGAGGACGUCCACAUGGACGGUUUCAGUCUCGCCUGCUUUCUCUCUGCUGCUGCGGCCUUGCCAUCCAUAGAGCCUGGGAUGCAGUUGCACUGCUGCUCGCUGAAAUUGGGGUUGAGCAGUCAGGUCUCGGUUUCUAACAGCCUUAUCAACAUGUACAGCAAGCACAAGUGUCUGCAGGAUGCUAAAAGUGUGUUCCAGUCAAUUAGGGAGCCGAGUGUUGUGUCCUGGAAUGCAUUAGUAUCAGGGCUGUCAUCCAAUGGAUCUUAUUAUGAAGCAUUGUCGGUCUUCGAAGACAUGACACUGGGUGGGGCUCAGCCUGAUGACAUCACUUUCUCUGUUGUGCUCUACGCCUGCACUCAGGGUGGCUUGAUUGACAUUGGGAUCAAACAUUUUAACUCUAUGAGGAAACAGUUUGGUGUUUCCCCACAAAGGAGCCACUACACACUCUUUCUGGAUAUGUUAGGACGAGCGGGUCGUCUUACAGAGGCAGCAUGCACCAUUGAGACCAUGCCUAUACAGCCUGACUUGUCGAUGUACAAGUGUCUGUUGGCAUUUUGCGAGCUCCAUAACGAUCUGGUUGUUGGCGAAAACGUUGCAAAGAAGGCACUAGAGUUAUACCCAUCAGACACAGUAUUGCAGAAUAUGCUUUCAGCCAUCUGUGGUGCUCCUUGGAAACAUGAGUGCCGUGUACAUGCACACAAGAUGAAGAGUGAUGCAGCUAUUUCUUUCGACAUCUCAACAUCGAGCAUGAGAUGAUGAGAAGAGUAAUGCAGGAUUUUCUGUUGUUCAGUGGUGAUUUUUUUCUUCAAGGAUUUAUGGAAAUUUCACUGCACGGAAACCACAUAUGAGGCAUUGGAUGAAAUAGAUUGUGUUCCACCCCCUUUUAAACCAAGCUCUUGUAGAGUGAGUAUGGUAUGAUGGUAUUCACUUAACCAGUUAGUGAAGGAAUACACCAUCCCUGUCAUACGCCGUCACUGAUUUGAGUUCUGGUAACCGUUGUGUGCUAAGACAGGCAAAAUGCUUGGUCUAAACCCUAAGCGAUAAUGGUAACCGUUCUUGCAUUGAAUUGAAUUGAAGCACUCUUCAGCUGGAUACCCACGCAAAAGGAAAAAUAAUCUGGAAAAUGGAGUCAAUUUCAAGCUACAAAUAGAAUGUCUAAUGUAAUGCUACAUGCCUACAUACGUAAAUAAAUAGUUUUACACCGCUGCAGGGUUAAGCUGAAUAUGACAUUAGGCUUGGAAGUGUUUGAACUCUCCUCCAGAGCGCUGACUGUACCACUUAGUAUAGUAUACAGAUUGUGGGGUAACCUUCCCUCUUGGACAAAGACCUACACUACAUGAAUAGGCAUUGAAUAUAAUAUGGUACAUCAGAUUUUGCACAUUAAUACAUUGGCAGAAUUUAUAGGGGACAGUUUUAUUUAAUUCUGUCAAGAAAAUAGUAGAAUAUAGCAAUAUCCUGUAGUUACACAUGUCCCUAAGUUAACAGCCAUUUUCUUUUAACAGUGGAAUGAUGUCCAUUUCUGUUUCACAGGACCAAUUCUAGGAUACGCCUCAGUCUCGGGAAACAAACCAACAUCAUGUGGAAGGUUCUGAGGCUGCUCUUUGCUGAUCCUUCUACCCGUGAUGUUACUGGAUCUUACCAAGGUGCCACAUUACUGCAAGAGUGGGUUCUACUCCUUGGCAAACCUCAUCAAUAGCAAAUUUGACAUUCUUCCUCAUAGCCACCAUAAGCCUUGCGAAGUAGAGGACUGAACCAUGAGACAUUGGAGCGGAAUGAGAAAAUGAGGUGCGAGUAAAACCUUGACAUCCAGUGGUUUAUAAUAUGAAGUGUGCUCGACGACACAAUCAGGGGCAAGCAGCUUCUUGAGCCGUGUCAUGUCCUUGUCAUUGAUGGAGGAGUAGAACUCCUGAAUCACAUCUGUCAGGGGUGAAGACGGUAAUGCAUUACCUCCACGGUAAGCAUUGCUAAGUCCCCCGGUUGCAUUUGACCCUAGUAUUGCUCGUAUGGGCUUUGGCGAACAUUGUUGCCUCGUUCCCCUGUUGGCGCUUAUCUGCUGGUGCCGGGACGGUGGGCGCUGUUUUAGGUUGAAAGAGGGAGGGUGGUAGGAGGCAAGCGUGAGGGCAGAAUUCAUGGUGUUGAGUGUUUGAAUGCAGAAAGAUGUGAGGUAGAGAAUGAUGAGGUAUGAUAUAGGGUUAUGGGUGUUUGGCAUUUUUGGUUGCUUGGUUGUUAGAGAAUGAAUCUGAGUACAUAGGGGAGGCUUCUUGGCA